AUGCUGCAGGAGAUUCUAAUGGCCCUGGCGGGCUACCCUGGAGACCUUUUUGUCCGCGUUGACGGGGAAGCCUUCCUACGGAAAGAAGAAGAAGGGCACACGGAAACCGAGGCGGGGAGCAGGGGGCCCUGUCUCUGGGAGUCUCACGGGGCCUAUGGGGGUGGAUUCCGCGUUAAUCCCAGCCUGAGCGGCUUCAGCCAAAGCGAGGUAGAAGCUCUGGAGAGAGUCGUCGCGCCGGGAUACGAUUUAUUGCUGGUUAAGGAUUUCAUAAAGGCGGCGGAAAAUACGGGAACCUUUCCACCUCCAGCGUCCACGGGCUGCCCCCCCUUCAACGGCUCUCUCGAAUGGCACUCCGGCAGCUUAGCAGCGGUCCCAGCGUCGCAAGCAGCCGCGGAAACAUCACCCCCAGUGGCAGGAGGUUUAUACCUCGCUGCCCUGGCACGGGCCUCUCGAGAGUUAACAGAUGAGUACCUCUCUUUCCUGAUUGCAGCCGAGGAUGCAGCGCUGCAGCAGCAAGCGACGCUCCUGUCUGCUAUCUCGUUGGCUCUCGGGGACCAGCCACAGCGCAUGCGCACUCUCAGAUACAUUCUCUCACAAGUUUGUGCAAUGUCGCUUGCGGCCGCUGGUGCUGGGGGCCCCUUGCCGUGCGGCGCACUUCUGGAUAUGUUGUGGCGGGGCCGAAGCAGCGGAGAUCCAGUGGCUCGUGAGGUGUCUGUACGGGGAGCUCCCCUCUGCUGCUUCUCCUCUGGGGGGGCCCCUCUGGGGGCCCCGGCAGCCGCAGCAACCGCAGCAGCGGCAGCGGCUGGUGUUGUACUAUUCAUCGGUCGCACUACUCGAGUGCUCAGCAGAGGAGGGCGGUGGGGGGAGCGACAAAGGCAGAAAUUGGCUCCUAUUGCGCGCCAACUGCGUGAAGCCUUCAAUCACCCCUCGUCACCUGCCGCAGUCAUUCUCCCCUGCUUAAAGGCACUUAGGGCAGUUGUGAGCAGCUCUUCUGCACGGCCUCACAAACGCGUGGAUGCGACUGUGGCGGAGGCGCCAGCACAAAGAAGCUUCUCGUAUUCAUUUCUUGACUCGCCUUUUGAGGCAGCCAGUUUCGCGCCUGCUAUGGGGAGCGUUGGCGGAAGGCGGCCAUCUUUUCCACAGCCUUAA
This is a messenger RNA of Cyclospora cayetanensis, 1149 nucleotides long. RefSeq lists its product as uncharacterized. The coding region runs from base 1 to 1149 and encodes 382 amino acids. The transcript is spliced from 5 exons. NCBI's taxonomy places the organism in Eukaryota, Apicomplexa, Conoidasida, Eucoccidiorida, Eimeriidae. The record is from RefSeq and is a predicted model, not a curated record.